Otolemur garnettii (small-eared galago) is the source of this 4511-nucleotide messenger RNA. It is a transcript of the gene TTC7A, whose product is annotated as tetratricopeptide repeat domain 7A. NCBI's taxonomy places the organism in Eukaryota, Metazoa, Chordata, Mammalia, Primates, Galagidae. Gene Ontology annotation, biological process: protein localization to plasma membrane; phosphatidylinositol phosphate biosynthetic process. Bases 259 to 2835 code for a protein of 858 amino acids. Gene Ontology annotation, cellular component: plasma membrane. The transcript is spliced from 20 exons. Gene Ontology annotation, molecular function: protein binding. The record is from RefSeq and is a predicted model, not a curated record.
GCUGCGACAGAGGCGGAGGCUGCUCCUGAACGCGUCGGGACCGAGCAGCCGGAGCCGCAGCCCAGAGGUGCCGGGCGGUGCGCUGGGUGCUGCUGCCCCUGCUCGCCCGCCUGCGCCCGGGCCCCCGCUGCCACCCGGGCCCCGGCUGCCGUCGCCGCCCCCGUCGACCCCGCCCGCGUAUGCGCCCCAGCCGGGUCGCCGCCCCCGCCCGGGUCUCCACUUCUCAGUCGCACCUUCCAUGACAGCGCCCGCGCGAAGAUGGCUGCGAAGGGCGCGCACAGCUCCCACCUGAAGGUGGAGAGCGAGCUGGAGCGCUGCCGUGCCGAGGGCCACUGGGACCGCAUGCCUGAGCUGGUCCGGCAGCUGCAGACGCUGAGCAUGUCCGGCGGCGGGGGCGGCCGGCGUGCCAGCCCAAACACAGCUUACACCUCUCUGGACACCGAUGACUUUGGGAAAUUGCUGCUGGCUGAGGCUCUCCUGGAACAGUGUUUGAAGGAAAACCAAGCCAAAAUAAAAGACUCCAUCCCUUUGCUGGAGAAGAAUGAGCCCAAGAUGAGUGAAGCCAAAAAUUAUCUGAGCAGUAUCCUUAACCAUGGGAAGCUGUCGCCACAGUACAUGUGUGAAGCCAUGCUGAUCCUGGGCAAACUGCACUACGUGGAGGGCUCAUAUCGAGAUGCCAACAGCAUGUAUGCACGGGCCGGCAUUGAUGACAUGUCCCUGGAGAACAAGCCGCUGUAUCAGAUGCGGCUGCUGGCGGAGGCUUUUGUCAUCAAAGGCCUCUCCCUGGAACGCCUCCCCAACUCCAUUGCCUCCCGUUUCCGCCUGACUGAGAGGGAGGAGGAAGUGAUCGCCUGUUUUGAGAGAGCUGCCUGGAUCGCUCAGGUGUUCCUGCAGGAAUUGGAAAAGACUGGAAAUAACAGCACGUCAAGGCACCUGAAAGGCUCCCACGUGGUGGACUAUGAGCUCACCUACUUCAUGGAAGCCGCCCUGCAGAGCGCCUAUGUGAAAAACCUGAAGAAGGGCAAUGUCGUGAAGGGCAUGAGAGAACUCCGGGAAAUCCUACGGACCGUGGAGACCAAAGCGACUCAGAACUUCAAAGUGAUGGCAGCCAGGCACCUGGCGGGGGUCCUGCUGCACUCCCUGAGUGAGGACUGCUACUGGAGCCCCCUGUCCCACCCUCUGCCUGAGUUCAUGGGCAAGGAGGAGAAUGCCUUCGUCACACAGGCUCUGCGGAAACCUCACCUCUACGAAGGAGACAACCUCUACUGCCCCAAGGACAACAUCGAGGAAGCCCUCCUGCUCCUCCUCAUCAGCGAGUCCAUGGCUACUCGGGAUGUGGUGCUAAGCCGGGUCCCAGAGCAGGAGGAGGACCGGACAGUGAGCUUGCAGAACGCUGUGGCCAUCUAUGACCUCCUGAGCAUCACACUGGGCAGGAGGGGGCAGUACGUCAUGCUCUCAGAGUGCCUGGAGCGAGCCAUGAAGUUUGCGUUUGGAGAAUUUCACCUUUGGUACCAGGUGGCCCUCUCUAUGGUGGCCUGUGGGAAGUCAGCCUAUGCCGUGUCCCUGCUGCGAGAGUGUAUGAAGCUGCGGCCCUCAGAUCCCACCAUACCUCUGAUGGCUGCCAAGGUCUGCAUUGGGUCUCUGCACUGGCUGGAGGAAGCGGAGCAGUUUGCCACGAUGGUGAUUGGCCUCGGGGAAGAAGCCGGGGAGUUCCUCCCCAAGGGCUACCUGGCACUGGGUCUCACCUACAGCCUGCAGGCUACAGAUGCCACCCUGAAGGUCAGGCAAGAUGAGCUACACAGGAAGGCACUGGAGACGCUGGAGAGAGCCCAGCAGCUAGCACCCGACGAUCCCCAGGUCAUCCUCUAUGUCUCCCUGCAGCUGGCCCUCGUUCGGCAGAUCUCCAAUGCCAUGGACCAGCUGCAGGAGGCCCUGAAGGUGUACAGGGAUGAUGCCCAUGCCCUCCACCUGCUGGCGCUGCUCUUUUCUGCCCAGAAGCAUCACCAGCACGCCCUGGACAUUGUCAACAUGGCCAUCACCGAGCACCCUGAGAACUUCAACCUGAUGUUCACCAAGGUGAAGCUGGAGCAGCUACUGAAAGGCCCUGAGGAAGCCCUCGUGACCUGCAGACAAAUGCUGCAGCUGUGGCAGAGCCUGUAUAGCUUCUCCCAGCUAGGAGGCCUGGAAAAGGAUGGCAGCCUCGGUGAGGGCUUCACAAUGAAGAAACAGAGUGGCAUGCACCUGACCUUGCCUGAUGCCCAUGAUGCAGAUUCUGGCUCCCGGCAAGCAUCAUCCAUCGCAGCCUCCCGGCUGGAGGAGGCCAUGUCAGAGCUGACCAUGCCGUCUUCAGUCCUGAAGCAGGGCCCCAUGCAGCUGUGGACCACACUGGAACAGAUCUGGCUCCAGGCCGCUGAGCUGUUCAUGGAGCAGUGGCACCUCAAGGAAGCAGGUUUCUGCAUCCAGGAGGCAGCGGGGCUCUUCCCCACCUCUCACUCAGUGCUCUACAUGCGGGGCCGCCUGGCCGAGUUGAAGGGCAGCUUGGAGGAGGCCCAGCAACUGUACAAGGAGGCGCUCACGGUGAACCCGGAUGGGGUGCGCAUCAUGCACAGCCUGGGUCUGAUGCUGAGUCGGCUGGGCCACAAGAGCCUGGCCCAGAAGGUGCUUCGGGACGCUGUGGAGCGGCAGAGCACCUGCCAUGAGGCGUGGCAGGGCCUGGGCGAGGUGCUACAGGCCCAGGGCCAGAACGAGGCUGCCGUGGACUGCUUCCUGACUGCGCUGGAGCUGGAGGCCAGCAGCCCUGUGCUGCCCUUCUCCAUCAUCCCCAGAGAGCUCUGACUGGCACUGUAGCAGCAGGAGGGAGGGGGCUGUCUGUGGGGGCCAGCAGGUGCAGGCAGGAUCGGGGAGGACAGUGGCAUCCGGUUGUAGGACCUAAUGGAAAUACAGCUCUAGUGAACACUUCUGUAGGCUACAGCCCUACUUCUCCUGGCUGGGCCAAGAGGGUCUUCCAGAUUGCUUCCCAGGUGCCUUGGAGACAUGCUGGCUUUAACCUUAUAUGCCUGGCAGAGUUGUGAUCAGACUGGCUCCCUGAGAACUCAGACAAGGGAGCCACAUUGCUGAACUUCAUCCCCACCCAAGCCUCUGCUCCAGGUCUCACUCCCCAGUCUCUGGAUAGCACAGACUUCUGGGCCACUCUCCAGGUCUCCUCCAGGGCAGUCAUAACUGAAGAAACUGCUGACAAAGGGGAAAAAGAUGGGAUCUCUGUGUUGCCCUCUCAGACUUUGAGUCAGUGAGUGAGUCCAGCAUUGCCCCACUUUGACUACUAAGGCCUGCUGACCCUACUGUGUUCUUCCCUUCUGUUCCCAAGUGCCUUCAGGACCUCUGGUGUCAGGCUUGGGUCACUGAACACUGGCCCUGACUCACUCUUCCAUUUCCACCACCCCCAUCUCCCUGGAAACAUGCCCCACCCCAAGUAGCCUCCUAGGCCUUUAGCUGAGGGCCCCAGGAUACAAAACAUGGUCACUGGACCCAGCCCUUCUUAAUGCCCUGUGUGGAAGUAUAGUUCCUUUAAGCCAUACCCUACAAUUCAGGUCCCUCCAGGGCUGGUAGCAUGAAGGUGGGAAAUUCCUAGGAAGGUCCCUGAUACAUCUCAUCACCCAUAGCAUGUUAGUCACUUUGGGCUUUCUUGGGCAGCCUGAGUCCCACCCUGGCCAUUUGGGUCCCCCUGCCUAGACCCCUGUGCAGGCUGUGGUUGGAGACCUGAGGGGUACAUGGAGCUCAGCCCCUUCUCUCUGUGGCUGAGCAGGCCUCUGUGCCUGUGACAGGCCCUGGCUGCAGGAGUCCGGUGAUAGCUAAGCAGAUGUUUUCUCUGCCUGCUCCUCCCGGCCCUGCUGUGUGAUGCUCUUAAAACUCUGACUCCCCAAGAGUCAGUCCCCCCAAGCCCUGCCAAGGAAAUCCUUUUGUAUCUGCACUUUGGGUUUUAGUUUUGAUGUUUUAUCAGGUACAUGUGGACAGGUUGGGUGAGGGCUACCCUGGUUGGUCGCAGCCCCAUCUCUUUAGAAGGAAUAGCUGUGUGGUGCCCCCCUUUGCUGCACCACACUGGCUCAGCACUGCACGUCCCAAGGUACUUCCCAGGAGAGCCAGUGCCUUCUGCCUUCCUGAGCCAGGCCCAGGGCGCCACAGGGGAUGCUGGAUCCUUUACCUCUUUUUUUGUUGAAGUAUCUUGCUAUACAUGUAUGUGUAUAUAUAAAUAUAUAUAUUAUAUAUAAUAGAGAUCUAUUUUUGUUCUGGAAUUCUGUUAGAAAAAAAGUAAAGAAAAAGCAAAUGCUAUUGAUAUAUCUUGGAGUACCCAAAGAUGUUGGAAGUCAAGUCUUGGUAAGAGGAAAAAUGUACCAAAUACAUUUCAACUUUUAAGCAUUCCCUCAUUGGAAGCCACAGAGGGCCUGGCCAAGUUGCUGACAGUGACUUUGAAAAUUUAAUAAAGAGACCCUUGAAGGGGAAGCAGUUCGUCUGAA